UGUAAUUCUGCAAAGAUGGCUAGGAUUCUAGCCAGAACUUUCUAGUUCGCUUCAUUCUAAAGGAAUCGGGGAAGUCCUACGCCGCCAUCUUAGGCUCCCGUCUUUGAGAAGCGGGAAAGGCAAGCCGCCCUCCUAAAAAGUCCCAGCAACUGGCCCGCCCCCCCCCCCCAAAAAAAAAACAGGCCCGGAAGCGGAAGUGAUGGAUACGGAAGUGGCCUGCUGUUGCCGAGGGGACGGGCCGGGCAGAUGCCAACAUGGCAGCGGUUGGGGUUGGUGGUUCCACCGCGGCGGCCGGGCCAGGGGCGGUCUCCGCGGGGACCUUGGAGCCAGGGACAGCGAACGCGGCUCACCGGCGCCUCAAGUACAUAUCCCUAGCCGUGCUGGUGGUCCAGAAUGCCUCCCUCAUCCUCAGCAUCCGCUAUGCCCGUACACUGCCUGGGGACCGCUUCUUUGCCACCACUGCUGUGGUCAUGGCUGAAGUGCUCAAAGGUCUCACCUGCCUCCUGCUACUCUUCGCACAGAAGAGGGGUAACGUGAAGCAUCUGGUUCUUUUCCUCCAUGAGGCUGUCCUUGUGCAGUAUGUGGACACACUCAAGCUUGCAGUGCCCUCUCUCAUCUAUACCUUGCAGAAUAACCUCCAGUAUGUUGCCAUCUCUAACCUACCAGCUGCCACUUUCCAGGUGACAUACCAGCUGAAGAUCUUGACCACCGCUCUGUUCUCCGUGCUCAUGCUGAAUCGCAGCCUCUCGAGGCUGCAGUGGGCCUCCCUGCUGCUUCUCUUCACUGGUGUCGCCAUUGUCCAGGCACAGCAAGCUGGUGGGGGCGGCCCACGGCCACUGGAUCAGAACCCUGGAGCAGGCCUAGCAGCUGUUGUUGCCUCCUGUCUCUCCUCGGGCUUUGCAGGUGUUUACUUUGAGAAGAUCCUCAAAGGCAGCUCAGGUUCUGUGUGGCUGCGCAACCUGCAGCUGGGCCUCUUCGGCACAGCCCUAGGCCUAGUUGGGCUCUGGUGGGCUGAGGGCACUGCUGUGGCUCACCGCGGCUUCUUCUUUGGGUACACACCUGCAGUCUGGGGUGUGGUACUAAAUCAAGCCUUUGGUGGGCUGCUGGUGGCUGUUGUUGUCAAGUAUGCUGACAACAUCCUCAAGGGCUUUGCCACCUCCCUUUCUAUUGUGCUGUCCACUGUUGCCUCCAUUCGCCUCUUUGGCUUCCACCUGGACCCAUUAUUUGCUCUUGGCGCUGGGCUCGUCAUUGGUGCCGUCUACCUCUACAGCCUUCCCCGAGGUGCAGUCAAAGCCAUAGCUUCCGCUUCCACCUCUGCUACCACCCCUGGGCCCUCCAUUCACCAGCAGCCUCCAGGGCAGCCACCACCACCACAGCUAUCUUCACAUCGAGGGGACCUCAUCACGGAGCCCUUUCUGCCAAAGUUGCUCACCAAGGUGAAGGGUUCGUAGCCACCGGGAUUGAAGACGUUGGCCUGGCCUCACUCUCCCUUCUUGCCCCCCGGCUCAGCUGGGAAACAAACUCUGAUCAGUAUUAGGGGUA
This is a messenger RNA of Dipodomys spectabilis (banner-tailed kangaroo rat), 1542 nucleotides long. RefSeq names its product solute carrier family 35 member A2 (gene Slc35a2). Gene Ontology annotation, biological process: pyrimidine nucleotide-sugar transmembrane transport. Bases 255 to 1451 code for a protein of 398 amino acids. Gene Ontology annotation, molecular function: UDP-galactose transmembrane transporter activity. The transcript is spliced from 5 exons. NCBI's taxonomy places the organism in Eukaryota, Metazoa, Chordata, Mammalia, Rodentia, Heteromyidae. Gene Ontology annotation, cellular component: Golgi membrane. The record is from RefSeq and is a predicted model, not a curated record.